AUGCUCAAAAGACAAGCUGAAGCAGAUGCUAACAGGGAUAAAGCCCAAGUAAAGGGCAAGCCUCUCUGUGUUUCUGCAAGGCUGUCUGCUAAACUUGCUUUUCCAAAGCCAGAGCCCAAGCCUAAAAAGGUCCCUGAUGAUAAGGAAGAAAAGAUAACCAAAAGGGAAAGGGGGAGAUCAGAUGUUGGCAAGCAUGGGAAUAAUCAUGCAGAAAAUGGAGAUGCCAGAAUGGACCAGGCACAAAAAGCUGAAGGUGCUGAGGAGGCCAAGUGA
This is a messenger RNA of Peromyscus californicus insignis, 273 nucleotides long. RefSeq names its product non-histone chromosomal protein HMG-17-like. Gene Ontology annotation, cellular component: chromatin; nucleus. The record is from RefSeq and is a predicted model, not a curated record. Bases 1 to 273 code for a protein of 90 amino acids. NCBI's taxonomy places the organism in Eukaryota, Metazoa, Chordata, Mammalia, Rodentia, Cricetidae. The transcript has a single exon. Gene Ontology annotation, biological process: chromatin organization. Gene Ontology annotation, molecular function: nucleosomal DNA binding.